Messenger RNA from Hibiscus syriacus, 650 nucleotides. RefSeq names its product protein LIGHT-DEPENDENT SHORT HYPOCOTYLS 4-like. Gene Ontology annotation, cellular component: nucleus. Gene Ontology annotation, biological process: mRNA transcription; response to light stimulus. NCBI's taxonomy places the organism in Eukaryota, Viridiplantae, Streptophyta, Magnoliopsida, Malvales, Malvaceae. The record is from RefSeq and is a predicted model, not a curated record. Bases 29 to 625 code for a protein of 198 amino acids. The transcript has a single exon.
AAAUCUAUUAGAAUACUGUGUUUGGUCCAUGGAUUCAAUUCGAGAAACUCAUUAUAGUUCCAACUGUGGUAACCCCAGCCUCAUCGACGUUGGCAAUAACGGUGCUGCCUCGCUUGCAUCGUCUUCUUCUUCUUCUUCUUCGACGACUUCAAGCCGCUACGAGAACCAAAAGCGCCGUGAUUGGAACACCUUUGGCCAAUACCUCAAGAACCAUAAGCCCCCACUGUCUCUCUCCAGGUGCAGUGGAGCUCACGUCCUCGAAUUCCUUCGCUACCUCGACCAAUUCGGUAAGACCAAAGUCCACGCUCAAAUCUGUCCUUUCUAUGGACUCCCUAACCCACCAGCCCCUUGCCCUUGCCCGCUCCGUCAAGCCUGGGGCAGCCUCGACGCUCUUAUCGGCCGCCUCCGAGCUGCCUUUGAAGAAAACGGUGGAAAACCCGAAGCGAACCCUUUUGGGGCACGAGCUGUAAGGCUUUAUCUUCGUGAGGUUCGUGAUAUGCAGUCAAAAGCAAGAGGGAUUAGCUAUGAGAAGAAGAAGCGUAAGAGACCACCGGCUCAACAGAUCCCGACUCCACCAUUUCCGCCGCUGCCGCCGCCACCGCCACCACAGCCAGGUGCAAGUUAAAACUACAUGUGCAUCAGCAAAGUAA